AUGGUGGCUGGUGGUGGUGGUGGUGGUUUCAAUGGCGACACGUGCGGUUCGCGAAUAAUCGAAUAUCCUCCCCACCAAGUUUUUCCGUAUAUCUCUCGACACAACCAUCACUCACUCUUCGCCAACCUUACUCUUUCUGAAAACACUCAAGAAGAAGGUAAAAGUUUUCACACAACCACAUUACUUGCACAAUUUUUGUUCAAUCAACAUUCAACGCCCUUUCUGCAGAAAAAAUUAAAGGUUCUACACUUGUUGUAUCAGGUGAUGGACGAUACUACUCAAAGGAUGCUAUCCAGAUAA
Molecule: messenger RNA, 300 nt
Organism: Lactuca virosa
Lineage: Eukaryota; Viridiplantae; Streptophyta; Magnoliopsida; Asterales; Asteraceae
Source: the annotation of a GenBank genome assembly